This is a messenger RNA of Penicillium canariense, 2304 nucleotides long. RefSeq names its product ankyrin repeat domain-containing protein. Gene Ontology annotation, molecular function: protein binding. The transcript has 4 exons. Lineage: Eukaryota; Fungi; Ascomycota; Eurotiomycetes; Eurotiales; Aspergillaceae. The record is from RefSeq and is a predicted model, not a curated record. The coding region runs from base 1 to 2304 and encodes 767 amino acids.
AUGGACCCCAUCUCUAUAACAAGCCUGAUCAUAGAUGUUAGCCAAAUCAUCACCAGUCUGAUCAACUAUGCCAAAGCUGUACAGGGUGCCAAGGCCGACAUGCGCAAGCUGAGCGAGGAGCUGUUUGCUCUCAAGGGCAUUCUAGAGCAUAUCUCCACCGGUAUAGGUGAUAAUACACCAAAGUCCAAAGUAUAUCCAGAGGAGGAGACACCAGGUCCAUUCGACCGGGACUUAAUGGCGCGCGUCUUGUUUACGGCGAACGAGUUCCUUCAGUCUCUUCUUCAGGAGCUAGAGGAGCCUGCCACCAAGUUCAAAAAGCUAAAACAGAAACUGGAAUGGCCAUUCUCGCAAGACCAAGUCAAUGCUCACCUUGUCCGACUCGAGAGGGUGAAAUCAUGGUUGAUCUUGGUAAUUACAGCCGAUACUGCUUCAGUCGAACGAGACCUGCAUCAAGAGAUCACUAGCCUGGCAAGAAAUCUCAAGGAUGACUUGCGGCUUCGAGAUCAAGAAAGAGUCCAAAGGGCCAAUGAGGCGCUUUUCAAGUGGAUUGCUCCUGUCAGUCCGGCUGAUUCCCACCUACGAGCAUCCAACGGACACCGCAUAGGAACCGGAAGAUGGUUCAUCGACUCGCAUUUAAAAGUAUGGCUGGAAAAUCCGUUGGAUAAGAGGAUUCUCUUCCUUGUGGGGAUAACGCUGAUUGUCAACUCAAUAGCUGGCACAGGAAAGACGACACUUUUUGCCCAAACCGUUGAUGAGCUGACGUCCAUGGUUUCGCGUGAUCCAAAUCUAUGCUUUGCCUAUUUCUACUGCACAAUCAGCAACACUGCCUCCCAGGCUGCAGUCAACAUACUGGGCUCCCUUGUGGCACAACUGUCCGUUUCAAAUCCUGCCAUACUGGGCAAUAUUCGAUCACUUUACCAGAAAACCCCGGAGACCCAAACGCAUCGACUCCCUAUCAACAUCUCUGCCCUUGAAGAUGCAAUCAUCAAACACUCUUCCGAACACUCCCAAGCUGUUAUCAUUGUUGAUGCCCUUAAUGAAAGCUCCGAAACAGAGCUUAUUGAAAGCUCUCUAUUGAAACUCGCGCGGCUGUCUCCGAAUAUUCGUAUCCUUGUCACAACAACAUCCACGAGAGCUUCUUCCAAAGAGGUCAAAUUUUUGAAUAUCAAGGCCCAGACCAUGAGAGAUGAUAUCAAGACCUUUAUACAGUACCGUCUGGAGCACGAUAAGACAUUACGGAAUUUAACUCCAGGAUUGCAAGCUGAGAUUGCAGAAACUUUGCUCAAAAAUGCGGACGGAUCAUUCCGAUGGGUUCAACUCUCACUGGAUAAUUUUUGUUCUAAAAGAACCGCCCGCGCGAUCCAAGCAGGCCUUUCCAAUCUCCCAGGAACCCUCAGGGAGAUUUAUGCCACUACAUUGGAACGUAUUGAUCCAGAGGACACACCUUUCGUUCGAGAAGCUCUCUUUUGGGUUAGUUUUGCAAAGGAGCCCUUGAAUCUGAGAAGUCUCAAUGAAGCUGUGGUUCUCACGGAGACGAGUACGGCCUUAGAUGAAGACAUGAUGCUUGUUCCCCAGGAUAUUCUUCUAGAAAUCUGUCAAGGGCUCAUUGCUGUGGACCAAGUGGGGCACGUCAAUCUCGCACAUUCGUCUGUUAGAGAGUUCUUAACUUCUGAGUGGAUCCAUUCCUCUAGAGUGAGCCACUUUGCCUUGGACGCUGCAACUGCCGACACAACGAUCAUGCGAAAGUGUCUUACAUAUCUCUGUCUCGAUAAUUUCAAGGCUGGGUAUAGCAAAUUCAUAAAGCGACAGAUCUUCCAAUCUUUCCUAUACUACGCGGCUUACUUCUGGCCCAUCCAUGGCUCUUCUUGUGAGUUUGGGGAGUCUGAGCGGCAGCUAGUCAACCGGUUCUUUGCUACAAGGAACCUUCCGCGUCGAGGGAACUACGGCGUCUGGAUCCAAGCUUUGAUUCCAGGAGUGGAUACUUCAAUCAUUGAAAGCACGGAGCCACUUUACUAUGCCGCCUCCUUUGGAAUGGCCUCGGUCGUCAAAGCUAUUCUAGCAUCUGAUCCCGAUAUGGAUAUCAAUGGUCGUGGUGGCCGUGUUGGAGCCACCCCUUUGUUUGCUGCUUGUUGGCGCCAUAAUUACGAGGUGGCGGAGAUUCUUCUGAAAGCUGGUGCGGAUCCGAAGAUUGCGGAUCCAGGUACUGGUAUCAAUGUACUCAGAUUGGCUAGGAUGCCUAAUUUCCUUGCCAUUCGAGAGAUUUUGAAUCGUUGCAAUGUGGGGGUGAAAUCCGGAGAUAAGUAA